Prorocentrum cordatum is the source of this 1588-nucleotide messenger RNA. The record is from the annotation of a GenBank genome assembly. Lineage: Eukaryota; Dinophyceae; Prorocentrales; Prorocentraceae.
GCUCCAGCCACGGGGGCCCCGCCGCCGCCUGCGCCUUGGGGCGGCGCGGACCGCGCUUUCACGCCGCGGCGACCGCGGCUGCCGCGGCUGCCCGCGCGGUCCACGCAUGCGGCUGCCGCCCCCGCGGACGCGGCGCGGGUGCCUCUUCUGCCUGUGCGCCGCCGCUCCGCUCGGAGGCGGGCGCGGCGUCCUCGAGGGCGCCUGCGGCGAGGGGUGGCAGCUCGAGGCCGUGGCCCGCGAGUGCGAGGCCGUCGCGGCGAGGCCCCGCGGCGCCGACGCGCCCGCCGCCGCCCCGAGCGCCCGUGGGCGGAGGCUGCGGGAGCGGCAGGGCGCGCCGAUCUCCGUCGAAGUGUUCUUCCUGGCGACGUGCCCGCGCUGCUACCACUUCGUCCACAACAGCCUGCUUCCCUUCCUCGACGCCGGGCUGCCCGGGGACGGGGUGGUGGUAACUCUGCUGCCGCUGCUGAAGGGCAUGUCGAGCUCCGACAGCUGCAGGAUCACGGACGCAUGCUCGCUGUCGCUGGCCCCGCUGUGCGCCCUGAAGGAGGCGCUCCCGAUGCCCGCCCCGGCGGACUCCGAGGCGCUGCGGAGGGGCGCUGGUUUCGUGGAGUGCGACCUAGGGCUCACGGCGAUGGUGUUGCUCGGCCGCGACGAGGAUGCCACCGAGACCUGCAGCAAGCAGGCCGGCAUCCCGUGGUCUGGCGAGGGCGGGCUGCAGGCGUGCUUCGAGGGCCGCGAGGCGUUCGACAUUAUGUACAGCACGGACUACGCCGACAGCGUCGUCGCGGCCAUGCACCGCCUCACCGACGCGAAGUUCACCGAGCCGCCGAGCAUGCCGUGGGUAUUUAUCGACGGCCAGCUGUUCACCUGCGAGGAGUCGGGCUCCUGUUCGUCGGCCCCCGGGUUCCAGAAGAGCGGCGAGCGGGACCAGGGGUCUGGCACCCUGCUGGAGCUCGUGUGCGGCAUGAUCGGCGACGGCCGCGGCCAGGAGCAGUGCGCCAAGGUGAAGAAGCCUCCGAAGAGCCACGCGGCCGAGGAGGACGUGCGCCCGCAGCCGGCGCAGAUCGCGCAGUGCGAGAGCUGCUUCGCGGUGGGCGGCCCCCGCUGGGGCCUGCUGCGCGGCCAGGGCGGCGCCGUGCUCGCGGCGCUGGCCCUGGCCGCCGCGGCGCUCGGCCUCGCGGCGGCUGCGGGCCUGGCGCUGAGGCUGGCCCGCAGGAGACCUCCGGCCGCCUCGGGGCCCACAGCCCCUGGCGCGGCGGCGGCCGCGCGAGAGGGCGCCACCCUCCUCGCCGAGAGCCAGCCCUCGCAGGCCGAGGGCUGCCGGGAGGGUCCGUGAGGCGGCCGAAGGCCCCCGCGGGGGAUUUGGCCAACUGUCCGUCCGGCACGCCCGGCCGCGCAGAGUCGCGCUGGGCGCAGAGGCCCAGCCUGAGGCGCAGAGCAGCGCGAGCGCCUGGCCUGGGGCCCAGGCGCCCUGGCGCGACGGCAGCGCGAGGGGAGGCGGGGGCGGAGAGGGCGGAGCAGAGAUUAAACCGCGGCGUGCAGCGCGCAGCGGCCGCGUGCACGCCGGCGGGAGGGCGGCCGCCGACGG